Molecule: messenger RNA, 2698 nt
Organism: Sphaeramia orbicularis (orbiculate cardinalfish)
Lineage: Eukaryota; Metazoa; Chordata; Actinopteri; Kurtiformes; Apogonidae
Product: G protein-activated inward rectifier potassium channel 1-like
Exons: 3
Coding region: 1-1557 (518 amino acids)
Biological process (GO): regulation of monoatomic ion transmembrane transport; potassium ion import across plasma membrane
Cellular component (GO): plasma membrane
Molecular function (GO): G-protein activated inward rectifier potassium channel activity
Source: RefSeq, a predicted model, not a curated record
AUGUCUGCCAUACGGAGGAAAUUUGGCGAGGACUACCAGGUGGUAAACACUAAUCGGGGCAUGACUUUUUCAGCACCGGUGAAAAGAAAGAGGCAGCGGUUUGUGGAGAAGAACGGCCGCUGCAACGUCCAACACGGUAACCUUGGGGGGGAGACCAGCAGGUACAUCUCGGAUCUUUUCACCACACUGGUGGAUCUCAAGUGGCGCUGGAACCUUCUCAUCUUCAUCCUCACUUACACAGUUGCGUGGCUGGUCAUGGCAUCAAUGUGGUGGGUGAUCGCCUACAUCCGUGGCGACCUGAGCCACGGCGGCCACGACUCGUCCUACACCCCGUGCGUCGCCAACGUUUACAACUUUCCCUCCGCUUUCCUGUUUUUCAUAGAGACAGAGGCGACGAUCGGCUACGGCUACCGCUACAUCACGGAGAAGUGUCCGGAGGGCAUCAUCCUCUUCCUCUUUCAGUCGCUGCUGGGGUCCAUUGUGGACGCCUUUCUCAUCGGCUGCAUGUUCAUCAAGAUGUCGCAGCCGAAGAAGCGCGCAGAGACGCUGAUGUUCAGUCAGGACGCGGUCAUUUCGCAACGGGACGGGAAGUUGUGUCUCAUGUUUCGAGUGGGGAAUCUGCGGAACAGCCAUAUGGUGUCCGCACAGAUCAGGUGUAAACUCAUCAAGUCUCGGCAGACCCCAGAGGGUGAGUUCCUGCCCUUGGACCAGUGUGAGCUGGACGUGGGUUUUGGGACGGGGGCGGACCAGCUCUUCCUUGUGUCGCCUUUAACCAUCUGCCAUGAGAUCAACACCAAGAGUCCGUUCUUCGAUCUGUCGCAGCGCUCUCUCAUGAACGAGCAGUUUGAGAUUGUUGUCAUCCUAGAGGGCAUCGUGGAAACCACUGGUAUGACAUGCCAGGCGAGGACGUCUUACACCGAGGAUGAAGUCUUGUGGGGCCAUCGUUUCCUUCCUGUCAUGUCACUGGAAGAGGGCUUCUUCAGAGUUGACUACUCUCAGUUCCACAACACAUUUGAGGUUCCCACACCUCCCUACAGCGUCAAAGAGCAGGAGGAGAAGACCUCGCUGACAUCUCCGAACCCUCUGCCAGUUGCUCCCACUCCCACCUCCCCCCUGCUGGGUAACGGUGGCCGUGGAGGACGCAGGGAAAGGCUCCUGUCAGCCGACUUUGCAGACCACGUAGAAGACCAGAGCUCCAGCAGGCUGCCCUCCAAACUCCAGCGCAUGAGCUCUACCAAGGAGGAGCACCUCUGGAGGGGGCUGAAGACGGGGGUGGCUUUACCCGGAGGGAAAGCGUCCAGCACAGGUGACCUGCCGCUCAGCAUUCAGAGGCUGAGAUCCAGUUCGAUUCCGGCAGCCCGGCUAGGACAGACCGAGGAGCAGGUCCAGCUGUUGUCUAUCGAUGGAGAUGCUGAGGAAGGCGAGCUGGAGAAAGACAGACUACCAGCAGCCAUCAGCACCGUCACCGCUCCAACAUCAGUCCAAAUCCCUCUGGUGGGGGGACGGCCAGAGGACAAUCUGCCCCCAAAACUGCGCAGAAUGAACGCUGACCGUUGACUGCUGCUGUUCUCUUUAAGACUCAAACACUUGAAUCAGGCUUGAUGGGCAUUGCAUAUAAGUAAAGACUACUGUGAUCUAAGUUAUUUUUUUCUGCAGAUUUCUGUCAGGUAUCUUACCUUUACUUACUGGCUCUUUAUUAAGUUGUCCAUUGCCACAAAUAGAAGGACAACACCCAAUAAGCCAUCCAUCCGCUCAUACUGUGAGUCAUUUUUGAUAGAUCACCAUCUGUGCCCCCUACUGACUUCUCACAUUUCUGCCCUUGCUUUUCUUCCUUUGACUUCUAUACAAACAGUUGCAUCAAAAACUACCAUGUUUUGUAAUUAAUGAAGCACCAAAGUGUCAGUUACAAACAACACUGACCUGAACUGGGUAAAACGUCCUACUACACAAGUCAGUUAACACACAAUAUAUUAGUUUAUAUUGUACUCACUUGUAUUGUGUUUGUUCAUUUAAAGGGUCAUUUGAGUUGUUUGUUUACUACUGUACUAUUUUAACAAUUUUUACCUCUCAGUGCAGUGUUUGCAUUGGUCUACUAUUAGCCUGGCCAGCCAUCCAGUUUUCUCAGUGUAUUCAGUACUGAUAAAACAGUCUGGAACUGGUCCAUUCGCUGUGAAUUAUGCCUGAUCUGUUUUAUACCAGACCAAUCACAAGUCUUCGGGGCAGGUGUUUUUCAGUGCAUCAUACGCACCAACUUCUUAGUCAGUUCCAAGUCUGCAAAUGAAAUUUUACAACUGUUGUUGGAUGUUUGAUUCAAAAAUAAGGAUUGAAUUACAGAUUACACCCUGUAUUCUUAAGUUUCUCUGACAAAAGCGUCACGUCCAUCUUAUCUUUGAUUGGUGUACUCUGCACCUGUCAGUCCCGCCUUCAUAUUUGGAUUCAAGCUCUGUGAUUCCAGACGGAUUUCUUUUUGAGAAAGACGGAUGGCUGGCCAGGCUAGUCUACUAUACACACGGGUGGCCAAAUGUAAUUACAGUUUAGUUUUGGACUCCCAAGUUUCUUUCACCACCCGAUUUAUCAAAAUGUAAAACUAUUAUUUUGGAAUGCAGGGAUGCUAACAUCAGGAGACAUGUGUAUUCUCAUAUAAACAUAAGAUAAAUCUUCAUACUGCAACUGAUAAAUAUUAAAUUCUUUGAAAUCA